Messenger RNA from Arctia plantaginis, 1419 nucleotides. The record is from the annotation of a GenBank genome assembly. NCBI's taxonomy places the organism in Eukaryota, Metazoa, Arthropoda, Insecta, Lepidoptera, Erebidae.
AUGUGUCUAGCAAAAAUAAAAGUGAUAGUGACGUACCGGCGCGGUCUGCCAGUCAUCACAGUGCCGCUGCCGUCGCGCCGUGAACUAUGCCGUUUCACACUUCGCCCCGUCUCACAGACAGUCGGAGACCUUCUUGAACAGGUGAAAGCCGAAGACCGUGGCGUGGAGCGAGCGGUGGCACUGGCAGCAGACGAACGCGUACGCAUCGCAGCUAGCGACACCAUUGAGUCGCUCCUAGAGACUGACUUUCGACUCAUUAUCAAUGACACAGAGUAUUAUGUCAAGUCACCGCCACAGGAACGUCUAAGCCAAGAAGAAGUGACAAGGCUUUCAGACGUCCGGAACUUGGUGAAUCAGUUGUAUGAAGCCUUGAACGUGCGUGAACACCAAAUACGUAAAGAACGUGAACUCCGGUCACAGUUGGAGAAGUUGGCUACUGAAUUACAACCACUGGAGGAGAAACGUAUGAACCUUGAAGCAGAGACAACUCGACGCACCUCAGCUCUCACGUGGGUAGGCCUCGGACUCAUGGGCGUGCAGUUUGGAGUGCUGGCCCGCCUGACCUGGUGGGAGUACUCUUGGGACAUCAUGGAGCCAGUCACUUAUUUCGUCACUUAUGGUACUGCAAUGGCACUUUACGCGUACUUCGUUUUAACUAAACAAGAGUACAUAUUGCCAGACGUGAAGGACAGACAGCAUCUGUUAAUGCUGCACAAGAGAGCGAAAAAGAUCGGCCUGGACAUUAACCAGUACAACUAUCUCAAGAACGAGAACUCUGCAUUACCGUUUUGUGGCAGAAUCCUGGUGCAAUAUGAAGUGCUAAAUAAUAGCCAUGUGAUAGUAAAAAGCAUCAUGACCAAAUUGGUACAAAUGUUAACAUUUAAGGCAAAAGGGUACCCUAAAGUGAAGUAUGAAGAAGACGUGCCAGGAACAGUAGCUAAAACGACAUCAAUUAACUGUGGAGGCAGUCAAGCUAUGUGUAUAGAUGUAAAUGUAUCGCCUCAAAUAUAUUCCAUAGAGAAUGCCUACGUAGUCUGCCGACAUUAUGCGAUAAGAAUAAUAGCUGAAUUACCCUUGCCACAUAGAAAUGCUGUACUCGAUGUUCCUGUCCAGAUUGGAAUAAUUGAUGAAAAUGUUCAUAGAUAUUGGUUAGAACGGACCAACGAAGGUGUUAGUUAUAGUGAUGCUCCUCCGUCAUAUUGGGAAGCUAUGGGAGAAGCGAAAAAGGAUGACGACGAUGGUACUGAUGAUGAACUUGACGAUAUCGCAAAGGUAGAAAAAGACCUAGGCCGACUUCGUGAUCCAUUACACAUCCAUCUGCCGUCGUGCGACAUUAAAAGUUGGGAUGACAAACGUUCCCCCCUUACGAAGAUUAAGGACAUGCUGGAGGAGACCAGCAAGAAAAUGAAAAUUACGUAA